This is a messenger RNA of Penicillium waksmanii, 1599 nucleotides long. RefSeq names its product DNA-protein crosslink repair co-factor UBX5. Gene Ontology annotation, molecular function: ubiquitin binding. Gene Ontology annotation, biological process: proteasome-mediated ubiquitin-dependent protein catabolic process. Gene Ontology annotation, cellular component: nucleus. The transcript has 2 exons. NCBI's taxonomy places the organism in Eukaryota, Fungi, Ascomycota, Eurotiomycetes, Eurotiales, Aspergillaceae. The record is from RefSeq and is a predicted model, not a curated record. Bases 1 to 1599 code for a protein of 532 amino acids.
AUGGAGAGCGACGUGGUCGCCCAGUUUUGUGAUAUCACCGGCUCGAACCCAGAGCUGGCGACGCAGUACCUGCAGCUUACCGAUUUCAACAUCGAACAAGCCAUGCAACUCUACUUCGAUAAUGGAGGUGCCCCAUUGACUGAGGAGCCCCAGCAACCUCCCCGUCCUUCCAAUUUCGAAGACGAAUCAGGUGUGGUCCAUAUCGACUCCGACUCCGAUGAUAAUAAUCCUACCGAACGUCCAACACCCCGCGCCGCGGGCGUAACAUUCGAGGAUGACGCCGCCAUGGCUCGCCGACUACAAGAAGAGAUGUACGGCGCUGGUGGUCCAGGUGGUGCCCAAGGUGCAGGAGGGGGUAAUGGCGAUUUUGAUGAUGAGGGUGUUCGAGCGCCCAUGGCGCGCACGACGGAGACCUUGGUGGGGCCUGGAGCAGCCGAUUUCGACGACGAUGAUGAUAUGCAUACCAAUAUUUUGAGCCAACUGCGUGCUCGCGGGCGAGGUGGUCGGCCAGGUAUCUUCAACCAGAGAAAUACCGCCUCGAUUUGGACCGGUGAUUCUGAAGAAACCCAUCAAGAGCGACUCUCCAGAGCCACCGGGGGCGCAUCAGAGGCCUCUUCGAAACAAAAUAGGCUUGCAGAAAUGUUCCGUCCUCCAUUCGAGAUCAUGUCGAGGGUGCCUUGGGACGUGGCCCGGGAUGAUGGAAAAGCGCAGGAGAAAUGGUUGCUCGUCAACAUCCAAGACUCGUCUGUCUUUGAUUGCCAAGUUCUCAACCGAGAUCUGUGGAAGGACAAGACGGUCCAAGAAACUGUAAUGGAACAUUUCAUUUUUCUUCAAUUCUCCAAGGAUGAUCCCAAGGGUUCCGCCUACAUUCAAUAUUACUUCCAAGCCAGCGAUGUCUCCGAUAACUACCCGCACAUUGCCAUUGUUGAUCCUCGCACCGGCGAGCAGAUGAAGAUCUGGUCGGGUCCUCCAGUGAUCAAACCUGCAGACUUUCUCAUGCAACUACAUGAGUUCCUCGACCGCUAUAGCUUGAACCACAACGUCCGGAACCCCGUGGCCAAGAGGAAACAAGAGAAGGGGAAGACCGUGGAUGCAAUGACCGAAGAGGAAAUGCUGGAGAUGGCGAUGAGGAACAGUCUUGGCGAGAGUGCAGCUUCCGGUCAGAAACAGGGAGAUCCUGAUGAUUUGACUCGCAGUACCGACGAUGUCAAAGGCAAGGGCCGAGCUACUGAAGAAGACGACAUCAUGGGUGGGACGCCCGAAGAGGAGGAAGAAGAAGAUGAGGAAUCCCACUCAAGUUCGGCGUUUUCUUCCAUUCCCAACAAUCAACCACACACCGAGCCUGCCGCGGACCCGGCUACGACGACCCGUAUCCAAUUCCGUCAUCCUGCCGGACGUGUUAUCCGCCGAUUUUCGCUCAGCGACCCCGUCCAGCGUAUUUAUGAAUGGCUCAAGGCCGAGCCGCCUUUAGAAGACAAGGUCGGAGUGGAGUUUGACCUGAAUGCUAUGGGACGGAAUUUAAUAGAUCACCUCUCGACAAGCAUCGAGGAGGCAGGGCUGAAAAACGGCACGGUGAACAUCGGGUACUUGGCGGAGUAA